CUGUAAUAUCGUGCAGUACAAGUGUUUGGACUCCGAGGGACGCUGUUGACCAGAGAUUCCCCCCAACAUUGAUCUGCUAUCCCAGCACACAAAGAUCCACAUCCACAUCCACAUCACAUCAAGAGAGCGAGGACGGAAAGCGGACAUAUUCGCUCUUGCAGUCUUUUGGGCUGUUUUUUUUUUUUGUUUUGUUCUUCGUCUCAAGCAAAACGGAGAUCUUUUUCUUUUUUGAUUCACGAUUUGGAGUCGAGGCAUCCCAACGCGCUUUGUCUCUAAUUUGGAGCAUCGCACGUCGAGUGGGACAAUGAAGCGGUACGUGCUAUUGUUCGUCUGGGCGUAUUUUGUCGGCUCGGUGCUCGGGCAGGUGACUUAUUCCAUUCCCGAGGAAAUGAGCAAAGGCUCUCUGGUUGGAAACGUCGCGCAGGAUUUAGGCGUGGGUGUGAAAAGGCUGCAAUCUGGGAAAGCUCGCAUCUACACGGAGGGCAAUGCAGACUUCGUGGAGCUGCACACGGACAGCGGAGCGCUCGUGGUUCGAGAGCGGAUCGACAGGGAGGCGCUGUGCGGACAAACCGCGCCGUGCGCGUUACAUCUGCAGAUCACGCUGGAAGAUCCGAUCGAAUUCUACACGGUGACCGUCGAAAUCCACGACAUGAACGACAAUGCGCCCACUUUCAAAAAGGGGGAGAUGACGUUCAAGAUCAGCGAGUCGGCUGUGAUUGGAGCAAAAUUCGUGCUGGAAAGAGCUGCGGAUUUCGACGUCGGGGUGAACGGAUUGCAGGGCUACUCGUUAAAGCCGACGGAUCAUUUUCACCUCAAAUUACAAAAUCAGCAGGAUGGCAGCAAGGGUGUGGAGAUGGUUCUGCGGAAAACGCUCGAUAGGGAGGCAAAAGAACAUCACGCUUUAAUUCUCACUGCGGCCGAUGGCGGUGAUCCACAGCUGACGGGAACAAUGCGUGUCGAAAUUGACGUGCUCGACGCAAACGACAACCCGCCUGUGUUCACGCAGGAGGUUUACAGGGUCACUGUGAUGGAGACUGCGCCAAAAGGCAUCUCCAUAAGCGCCGUGAGUGCUGUGGAUGCAGAUGAAGGCUCAAAUGGGAAAGUGACUUAUUCGAUAGCUAACACAGUGGAUGACGUCCCUGUUAUUUUUCAAAUUGAUCGAGAAAAUGGCCUGGUGUCUUUAAUUGGAAGCCUCGAUUACGAGAAGGUGCAUCACUACGAAAUAUUUGUACAAGCUAGUGACGAUGGAGGGCUGACAGAUUCAUGUAGGAUUAUUGUGGAAGUAACUGACACAAAUGAUAACGCCCCAGUUAUAAAUGUCAUGUCAAAAACCAGCUCGAUUUCAGAGAAUUCCACACCAGGGACUGUGGUCACAAUAUUGAACGUGCAAGAUCCUGACUCUGCAGAAAAUGGCCAUGUUGCGUGUUUUAUAGACGAAAACUUGCCCUUUCUGAUGAAGAGUACAUCGAAAAAGUUUUUUAGUUUAGUGACAGACGGGGACUUGGACCGAGAGCGCUCAGCUGAGUACAACAUCAGCGUGACGUGCUGUGACGAGGGCGUGGCCUCCCUCUCCAGCAGCGUCACUCUCACCCUGCGCAUCUCGGACGUCAACGACAAUGCGCCCGUCUUCCAGAGGAGCUCGUACGAGGCCUCCGUCGUGGAAAACAACACGCCGGGUCUCUCCAUAGUCACGCUGAGAGCCAGAGACGCGGACUGGGGCCAGAACGCUCGCGUUUCCUACAUCCUGGAGGACUCCUCCGUUAACGGAGCGCCGGCCUCCUCGUUUGUGUCCGUGAACGCCCAAAGCGGCGUCGUCAGCGCCGUGCGCUCCUUCGACUACGAGCGGAUGAAGCGGCUGGACUUUGCGGUGCGAGCGCAGGACGGAGGCUCCCCUCCUCUCUGUAGCAACGUGAGCGUGGGCGUCCUGAUCCGGGACCAGAACGACAACGCCCCUCAGGUCCUGUACCCGGUCCAGCCGCACGCCGAAAUGGUGCCUCGUUCGGCAGACGCGGGCUAUCUGGUGACUAAAGUGGUGGCCGUGGAUGUGGACUCUGGACAGAACGCCUGGCUCUCCUAUAAAGUGCAGCACAAAUUUGGGGGCGCAGACAGGGGGGCGCUGUUUGAAGUGGGCCUCCACAAUGGAGAAAUGCGAACUGUCCGCCAAGUGACUGAUAAAGAUGCUGUCAAACAAAGACUGACUGUCGUAGUGGAGGACAACGGGCAGCCCUCUCGUUCGGCUACGGUCGCGGUGAACGUGGCGCUGGCGGACGGCUUCCCCGAAGUGCUGAGGUCGGAGUUCGCCGACGACUUUAGCGAGGACUACGACGACCGGCUGACUUUUUACUUAGUCUCGGCUUUGGCCGCGGUCUCCUUCCUCUUCGUCGCCUGCUUGCUGCUUAUCGUGUCGCUCAAAGUGUACAGGUGGAGACGGUCUCGCGUCCUGUACCGCUCCGACCUCCCCGUCAUUCCGUAUUAUCCGCCGCGCUACUGCGACACGUUGGGGACGGCGGGGACGCUCCCGCACGUCUACAGUUACGAGGCCGCCAAGAGUCACGUGACGAACACGCAAGCCGUGAGUCAAAGUUUAGUGAGUGUGGACGGAGCGGACGCUGACGUGCCGCACGGCGGCGAGCAGACGUCGGGGAACUGCUCUCGGAUGUCGACUUUGGUGAGUCAGAUGUUUCACCUUUUUUCCGCGUAUAUGUAA
Messenger RNA from Phyllopteryx taeniolatus (common seadragon), 2707 nucleotides. RefSeq names its product protocadherin gamma-A11-like. The record is from RefSeq and is a predicted model, not a curated record. NCBI's taxonomy places the organism in Eukaryota, Metazoa, Chordata, Actinopteri, Syngnathiformes, Syngnathidae. Gene Ontology annotation, molecular function: calcium ion binding. The coding region runs from base 305 to 2707 and encodes 800 amino acids. Gene Ontology annotation, cellular component: plasma membrane. Gene Ontology annotation, biological process: homophilic cell-cell adhesion. The transcript has a single exon.